Molecule: messenger RNA, 1598 nt
Organism: Pseudovirgaria hyperparasitica
Lineage: Eukaryota; Fungi; Ascomycota; Dothideomycetes; Acrospermales; Acrospermaceae
Product: putative alcohol dehydrogenase
Exons: 2
Coding region: 459-1598 (379 amino acids)
Molecular function (GO): zinc ion binding; oxidoreductase activity
Source: RefSeq, a predicted model, not a curated record
UUUGCUAUAUCUAUACACGGCUCUCCUUAUGGACUGUGGCUCCGCUCUACCAUGUUCUCUUGCCGGGCGGCUUCAACAUGCAAUCAGCCCUUUCUUGACAGCUCCCAGAGCUUGACAACGACAGAUACUGAGAUACAGGAGGUCACAGAACACACUAUCAAGAUGGCUUCUAAUGCUCGUGCAUGUCAAUAGUAGACUUCUUGGAUCCGGAACAUCUACCUCUAAACUUCUAUCUAGCGCCACCGCAAGGCAUCAUCCCCCUCCUCGCGCGACAGCUCUGUAUCCUCAGCCAGUCCCAGCCUUUGACAUCACCCUCCGACCCCUCGCACUAACACCACCUCUUUCCGAGGAUCUUCAAUUGAUGCCGCUGCGCCGACAUCAUAACUCACCUUCCAUCAUGCACACCCGCGCAACCCAAACCUUCGUGCCAGACACGUUCCAGACAACAGCAUCAUCCCAUGUCCCAAUAUACCGUCCCGUGCAAGGGCAUUGUUGCCUACUCCGAGCAUGACUGGAAGUUCGAAGACCUCCUCACUCGUGAGCCCCAUGAAGAUGAAUUCAUGGUCGAAAUGAUCGCCACCGGCGUCUGCCAUACCGACAUCUCAGGUUAUGGAGGCAUAUAUCCGCGCGUACUGGGCCAUGAAGGCGCCGGCCGUAUCCUCCGCCUCGGCUCCAAGUCUCUCGAAAAGAACUUCAAGCCAGGCGACCUCGUCAUCCUCUCCGCCGCCUCCUGCCAGUCUUGCCACUACUGCACCACCGGCCACCCAGCCUACUGCACCUCCCACGCCGCCGUAACCCUCCACGCCAACGACCCAAACUUCGUCCUCGCCGCCGACCCCUCCCGCGUCAUCGGCGGCGGCUACUUCGGCCAAUCCUCCUUCGCCUCGCCCACCCCCGUCAAAGCCACCUGCGCCGCAAACGUCUCCGCCCUCGUCCGCAACGCCCACGACCUCAUCGCCUACGCGCCCCUGGGCUGCGGCAUCAUGACCGGCGCCGGCGCAAUCACACACGUUGCCCGCUGCACCCCGUCCGAUGUGCUCGCCGUCGUCGGCCUGGGCGGCGUCGGUCUAGCCGCCAUCUGCGCCGCCAAACAUCUAGGUGUCCAGACCAUCAUCGCGGCAGAUCUGGUGCCGGCGCGCGUCGAGCUGGCACGUACGCUAGGCGCAACACAUGGCCUACAUUCGGCGCCUGCGGAACUGGAGGCGCGCGGGACGGAUUUGCAGGGUGCGAUUCGGGCGCUUACGCCGGGUGGGCGGGGUGCGACGCAUGUGCUGGAUACGAGUCCGAGUGUGGUGGUGCUGGGCGCGUGUCUGGAGGCCGUGGCGAAUAAUGGGACGGUGCUGCAGGUGGGUGUCAAGCCCGUUGGGGCGAGGCUGGAGUUGGAUACGCUGGCGCAUAUGGUACAUGGGCGGCGGCUUGUGGGUGUGAUUGAGGGGGAUCGAGAUCCGGUGGAGGCGUUGCCGGAGCUGGUGCGGUGGUGUAAGGAGGGGUUCCUGCCGGUGGAGAAACUGUUGCGGAAUUAUCCGGUUGGGGAGUUUGCGGCGGCGAGGGAGGCGAUGGAGAAGGGGGAGGUUAUCAAGGGGGUCUUGGUGUGGUAG